CCAUGUUAUGCCAUUUUGGAUGAUGUUAUAUCAGGAUAUUUUUUGAUGGAUCACCUCAGACACACUGUCAACACACAACCUGGCUCUGCUUCUCACAUUUCUCCAUUUUCUCAAACUAACGCCUCUUCCCUUGGCCUCCGCUUCUCUGUAUGCUAAUUCACGCAGGUGUCGCUAGGGGGCGUGUCGAAGCUGGUCCUAUGGACCCAUGCAGGAAUAUGCAAAUAACCCAGGCGCUGCAUCUUCACAUUGGUCAAUGGAUCUUACGCGGAGUGGGCGGGGUUUGACCAACUCGCUGUAUAAAUAAACUCAUGUGCUGCUGCUCUCUGUAUACUUCAGUGAUACGGUGUGAAAUCGGUGGGACAGAGAGAGAGAGAGAGAGAGAGAGAGAGAGAGAGAGAGAGCGCUGGAAGAAAAGAGUAAGCUGUUUACAGGGAUCUACAGUUUCAUGUAUAUAUAUUAAGCAAAAAUAUAAAUAUAUAUACAUAUAUAUAUAUAUAUACCAAAGCCAUCCUGGCGGAGGAGAAGGUACUCGGGUAGCCUGGGAUAUCCGAUGAUAGACUUUAGUCCUCUUUCUGUGGGCUGUCCCAUCGCUGGAUCUUACUGUGAAUUAUUUUUUAUGUGAGUGUGUUCUUGCUAUGUUUCUUACUGACUUUCCUAAGCUAAUCAUUCCACCGAACUGGGCUGAUUAAGUGGCUGAUGGUUCCCUCGAGUUGUUGGUGACUGUUCCACGCGCGUGAGGAAACUUUCAGCUCCUGGUCCUUGUGUGAGGACUACAGAGCACAGCUGGAGAAAAGGGAUAUCCACAAAGUGCAAAGAGACUUCAGCAAAAAGUGUUUGGCAUUUUCUGCAUCUUACGAUUCAUCUGAAGACCAGGACCAGACAGGUCUGAAGGGCUGAAUUCCUGUUCGUGCAUUUUGACCUGAGCAAAGUUGUCAACAAGAGGAGUGCAGAGGCGACCUGGCAGGUGUACAAGUGAGUUUGCACGUGUGGUGGACGUCUAGUUCUGCUGCUAUAAAUAGAAGCCGUUCUACGCAUUAAAAAUCAGAGAAACAACAGCUGUAGAGUUGUGCGUGAAACGCCCCACCCUACCUGCACCGUCUUUACAGGACAGGACAGGACAGGGCCUCUCACUCCCACUCGCUUUGGCUCUGAGGCUGCACGUGUCCUCGCAUGGACUGACAUGGCCACGGACCUCGCCAUGAGCGCUGACCUGCCCAACAGUCCCCUGGCCAUCGAGUACGUGAACGACUUCGACCUCAUGAAGUUUGAGGUGAAAAAAGAGCCUCCUGAGGCCGAGCGUUACUGCCACCGCUUACCGCCGGGCUCUCUGUCCUCCACGCCGAUCAGCACGCCGUGCUCCUCCGUGCCUUCCUCGCCAAGUUUUUGCGCACCUAGUCCCGGCGCACAGCCCGUCCAGAACCUCGGAGUCAACAACAACAACAACAGCAGCAGCAGCAGCAAUGGUGGAAACAACAGCAACAACAGUACUCAAGGCGCCUCGGGCAAGCCCCAGCUGGAGGACUUCUACUGGAUCCCUAACUACCAGCACCACAUCAGCCCCGAGGCUUUAAACCUGACCCCUGAGGACGCUGUGGAGGCUCUCAUCGGCAACGCGCACCACCACCACCAUCACCAUCACCACCAGCCCUACGACACGUUCCGCGGGCAGCAGUACGUCGGCGAGGACCUGACGACCUCCUCGAACGGGUACCACCACGCGGCGCACGCCCACCACGCGCACCACCACCAUCACGGCCACCACACGCACGCGCGCCUCGAAGACCGCUUCACGGACGAGCAGCUCGUCAGCAUGACGGUGCGCGAGUUAAACCGGCAGCUGCGCGGCUUCAGCAAGGAGGAGGUGAUCCGUCUGAAGCAGAAGCGGCGCACCCUGAAGAACCGCGGCUACGCGCAGUCAUGCCGCUACAAGCGCGUGCAGCAGCGGCACAUGCUCGAGACGGAGAAGUGCACGCUGCAGAACCAAGUAGAGCAACUCAAGCAGGACGUGGCGCGCCUGGCCAAAGAGAGGGACAUGUACAAAGAAAAGUACGAGAAGCUUGCAGGCCGGACCUACAACGGCGGCAGCAGCAACACCAACCGGGACCCGUCCAGCGGCAAUCACGGCAAAGCCUCAUCGGCGGAUUUCUUCAUAUUUAGUCUCCCUUUUGCUGUCACCACCCUUCUGGGAAGGAUUUGCAUUAGAUGUUGGAGCGUGGCUGUGGGGAUUUGUGCUCAUUUAGCCACAAGAGCCUUAUUGAGGUCAGGCUCUGAUGUAGGUGAGAUCUAGGGUUCAGUAAGUGUUCCAGUUCGUGCCGAAGCUAUAGUGUGCACUUGGAAAGGAGAACAAGAGAAAAAGAAGACAGAAGAGUGGAAAUCGAGAGAGGUAGAGGAAGAGCUUCUGUGUUCUCUGGCGUCUCGGCUGCACUGCCGAUGAGAUUCCCCUGUAGUCAGCGUCUCUACGGGCUCGGUUUACGGGAGACGCAGACAACACACCCACACAACCACAAUGGACAACCAGUUCACACACUCACAGUACACAGCGCGAGUGUGUGCGGCU
Messenger RNA from Hemibagrus wyckioides, 2557 nucleotides. It is a transcript of the gene mafaa, whose product is annotated as MAF bZIP transcription factor Aa. Gene Ontology annotation, cellular component: nucleus. NCBI's taxonomy places the organism in Eukaryota, Metazoa, Chordata, Actinopteri, Siluriformes, Bagridae. Gene Ontology annotation, molecular function: DNA-binding transcription factor activity, RNA polymerase II-specific; RNA polymerase II cis-regulatory region sequence-specific DNA binding. Gene Ontology annotation, biological process: regulation of transcription by RNA polymerase II. The record is from RefSeq and is a predicted model, not a curated record.